AUGCCUUCACAUUCACACAGCCUGUGGGAUUUACAGUGCAUCGAUAUCUGAAGUAUUGUCGGCAAAUCUGUUUUACCGUGAUUAUGAUUCAGACAUCAUAUUCCACUUGCAUUUUAGUCUGUAUAUUUUCUUUAUAAAACCCAUAUGUUGGGAUUAUUCUGGCUGGAAACAGAAUGCGGGAGACGAGUGAUUAUAAAGAAAUAAGGCUUGAAUAGGAUGUUAUCCUUUGGAUCACUGGUCUGUCGGCUUUAAGGCACACUAAGGUGUUAUUACAAAGAGAGGUGUUGUGUCUUUCAAAAUGCCUUUCUGGAAAGGAGCAGAGGAAAAAUCAGCUAAAAUCCAUGUUUCAAGUAAAGAGUGGGAGACCUCUCCAGGAAAAGUAAGAGAGAAAUUCAGCCACCAGAAGCAAAGGUCUCCUCCUGCAGGCCGACCCCACUUGUCCCAGGAGGAAAAUAAAGACAUAGAACAAGCAGCUCAAAAGGAAAAGUUGCACGCAGAGCUUAAGAAAGUUCUGCUUCUAAAGGUACAGAAAGCCUCAGUGGAGCAGGAACCAGCUAAAAUGGAAACCCCAAUCAGGAUUUCAGAGGAGAAGCUGCAAGCCUCUGAGAUGGUAGAGGUUAUUGUAGAAACAGAAGCUAAAGCUGGCAUGAGUGGUAUCCUCAUUUCUGGAGAUGGCAAAGAGGGAGUAAUCAUCAGAGAUGUUGUCAAGGAUUCACCUGCUGCUAAAACUUUGCCUCUUUUAAAAGGAGACCAGCUCCUAAGUGCCCAUGUCUUCUUUGAAAAUGUCAAAUAUGAAGAUGCUUUAAAAAUACUUCAGUGCGUGGAACCUUACAAAGUCUCAUUUUGCCUUAAACGGGCUGUACAGUCCUCAGGUUUCACAGUGUCGCCUACAUCCGGAAGUGUAGAAGUCAAGGGUCCAAAGACCAAGAUGCCCAAAAUGACUGUUAAAAGCCUCACAUCAAUGAAAAAGAAAAAGAAGAAAGAGCCAAGUCAAGUAGAGGGCUAUGAAGAUGUCUCCUUAGAAGCCCACAAAGAUUCAGAAAUAUCUGUCGGUAGUAUGGAUAUUCCACCUGUCGAUGUGGAGUUUUCAUUUCCCAAGUUUUCAAAGUUGAUAAAAGCCAAAAGUUCAGUGGAGACUACCACUGACAUCAAAAGUGCAGAAGUUUCCACUAAGGUACCUGCUGCAGAAGAAAAAAGAGUGAAGAUAAAGUUCCCUAGACUCAGAGUGAAAGAUGCAGCUGCUGGGGUCAAGGUGACAUCAACAAAAGCCAGUACUGAAGUAGAAGUAAAAGAAAAGGAGGCAUCUACAUUUGGAAUUUCUGUUCCUAAAAUUAAGAAGCCAAACGUGGAUGUGGUGGCGCCAAAGACAGAAGUGGAACUUUCUCCACCAAAACUGGAAAUUGAAACCAAGGAAGUAAAAAUAAUUAAGGCUCCACAAGUUGAAAUAGAUAUACCAUUGUCCUCAAUAAAGGCUGAAACCUCAGAUAUUUCUGCCACAGAAAGUGUGAAAAUGUCUAUAUUGAGCACCACAGCUAGAAUUCCAGAUGUUGAAAUUAAAGUGCCGACAUCUCAAGUUGAAGUUGAAGUUGAAACUUUUACAGGCAAGCUUAGCAUGCCCCAAAUUUCAAAUAUUGACAAAUGUUUACCUAGUCUUGAAAAGGAAUCCUAUGUGGCUGUUGAGGGAGUAUCCAAGACAGAAAUAAAACUUCCUUCUGUUGAAAUAGCUGCGCCAAAGCUUGAUGAUUUGAGCCUGUCUAAAGCUGAAGGCAAAGCUGAAGCUGAGCCUUCUGAUUCAGGUAAAAUAUUUAAAAUCAAAAUCCCACAUUUAAGUCUGCCAUCAAAAUCUCCUGAGGAUGGUUUGGAGAUCAAAAAACACGUUGCCAAGAAAACAUCUGAAGACACAUUUAAAAUGCCUUCUAUGAAGUCUCCAGAAAUUGGUGUUAGUGUAUCAAGAGGAAAAGUCGAAGGGGAUAUUUCAGAGAAGAAAGUCGUUAUGAAAUUACCUUCUAUAGACAUUUCUGCUCCUGAGGUGGACUUUGAUAUAAACAUUCCUAAAGGAAAAUUGGAUUCAGAGAUCUCCAUUGAACUGGAUGCUGCAGGAAUGAAGGUCAGAGAAGCAUAUGCCGAAUCUCCCAAACUCAAAACUGGAAAACUGCAGACUGAUAUUGAAACAGAGACAACUGAAUCAGAAAGUUCAUUUGAAAUUCCAGAUGUCACACUAAAAAUGCCUAAGAUAGGCAUUCCUUUGCUGGGAACAAAGGCAGAAACUGAAACACCUCAUGUGGAAGUAAAAACAGGAAAAAUUACUGGGGAGAGUCCAGAUAUCAAACUGAAAGGACCAAAAAUGAAAUUACCUAGUUUUGGAAUAUCUCUGUCCAAAGAAAAAUUGGACUUAUCUUUUCCUGAAAAGGAUGCAUCAGAGAAAACAACUGAAACAGAUGGAAAACCAAAAAUCCCUUUAAUUAAGGUGCCAUCUGUGGAUAUAUCUUUACCUAAAGUCCCAGAUAUUCAAUUAGUGAAACAUGAAGUUACUCUACCUUCACUCAAAGCAGAUAAAAAGGCUGAGAUGGGGGUUGGCGACUUGCAGUUAAAAAUGCCAAAAGUAUCCUUACCUAAAUUUGACCUGUCAGCAAAGGUUGAAAAAGCUCUGGGAUCUUCUCCAAAAGUGGAAAAGCAUGAUAAAAAGACAGAAACAAAGAUUGCAGAUUUCGACCUAGACACGAAGGGAGACAAAAUGACAUUCCCAAAGGUAGAUAUUUCUCUUCCUAAGAUAAAGGCUGAGGACUUGGACAUUCUUUCCCUAAAAGCAGAUACUGACAUUUCAGUAGACCAAUCAAAAUUAGGAAUGAAAAUCCCUAAAGUAGUAUAUGAUGCAAUAGCAUUUAAUGCAGAAUCAAAAGUUGGGAUCAUUUCCGUUAAAGUACCUGAUCUUGAGAUAGUUGCACCUAGAGUUGAUGUUGAUUUAACAAUGCCAAAAGUCAAAGCUGAAGCUUCAGAGUGUCUUAGUAAAGAACCAGAGUGUGACUUGCAGCUGCCAAAGUUAAAUCUCCCUAAGCUUAGUGAUGUAGCAAAAGAUAUGGCUGUUGAACUCGAUGUACCAAAAAUAACAGGUGAUGUCUCCUCCUCACAAUUUGCUGCUCAUUUGAAGGGGGCUGAACUGGAGGAAAGGGAUGUGAGUGGUACAGGUGCAAAGAUUAGCCUACCUAAAGCUUUAUUAGGAUUUGGAAAAUCCACAGAGGAUCGCGCUUUGGAAAUAACUAGUGUUGAAUUUAAGGAAAAGACAGAUCUAAAAAUCCAUAAAGUAAAAACAGAAGCACAGACAACAGACGCCAAAAUCAAACUGCCCUCUGUUCAAUUACCUUCUGUAGAAGUCACUGCACCUAUAUUUCCUGAUGUUGAUAUUGAUGCAAGUAUACCAGAGGUUGCUAUAGAGGCACAGAGUACAGAGGACAGAACAGCAGCAGUCCCUAGUGAGAAAGAUGUAAAAUCAAAGUCCACAAAAUUUUCAUUUCACAAAUUUGGACUCUCUGGACCCAAAAUUAAAAAAGGUAUAGAGGUAGAGACCAAAACCUCACAUUUGGAAGGAGAAACAGAAAUGCCAUUAAAGGGACCAAGAAUGAAAAUGCCUAAAUUUGGAAUCACUUUUCCAAAAGCAAAGCAUGAUCUAGACAAGGAUGUUGCUAAAUCAAGCAAAAAGAAAGCAGAUAUCUCAGUCUGCCAAGAUGAUGACUCAUCUGGAGAGAAGAUAAAACUUCCAUCAGUAAAACUUCCUUCUGUCGACAUUUUGGCUCCAAAACUAGAAGCUGAUAUUGGAGUUUCAAAGGAGGAUGUGCCUCUUGUUACAGACAAACCAGCUGAUAUUAGUACUGACAUCCCAGAUGUUAAGCUUAACCUUCCCAAAUUUUCACUGCCCAAAUUUGGCAGCAAGAACAAAGGAGGUGAAAUGGAUUUUGAAAUGGAAAGUUCUACAUCAGGAGUGAAGUUGUCACAACCAAAAUCAUCUGUUAAAGUUUCUAGAGGUGAUAUUGAUGGAACCACUGGUGAUAAAACAGGAAAAGAGCUUAAAACAAAGAAGCCAGCAUUUAAACUGCCUUCUAUCGGAAUAUCAAAAAAAGAAACUGGCAUAGCAGAUGCUAACCUAGAGGUGGUUCUUCCUGAAUGUAAAAUUCAAAAGUCAAAAGAGCCUGGGAAAGAAUCAAAAAUAGAGACAGAUUCUAAGGAAACUGAUGGGAAAACAACUUUCAUUAAAAUGCCAACAUUUAAAAUGUCUCCUAAGAUUAAAUCACAUGAUGUCAGCCUUGGUAUGAAAGGUUCAAAAGAGGAUCUCCAUCUACCUGACGUUCAUGUGAAAGUUCCCCAUGUUGCAUUGCCUUCCAUUGGGAUAAAAAGUGAUAAAUCAGCUGAUGUCCCACUAAUAAAAUCAGAGGCAAAAGUAAGAGAAUGGGUUCAAGAGCAAGAAAUUUGUUUAACAGAAAAAAUAAAAAUGCCUUCAUUGGAAGUCUCAGCCCCCCAGGAAAUUCAAUCACUGCAAAUUUCUCUUCCACAUGUUAUAGGAGAUGUUUGCACCUCUUCACCAAAAAUAGAAGCUGAUGUUUCAGAUACAUUGACAAAAGCACAUGAAGGAGAUAUGAAUUUACCUAAACUGACCACAUUCAAUGUUCCUGCCCCAAGUGUCAAGUUAGAUAUCAGUUUGCCUAAAACUUUAGAACACAAACCUGAUCUUGCUCUGGAAAAAUCAGAAAUGAAAUUAAAAAUUCCAAAAGUUGAAUUACCAAAGCUUGGGGAGUAUGAGCAAGAUGUGUCUGAAACAGAUGGAAAGCUGAAAAUCAAAAUGCCUCAUGUUGACAUCUCCUUGCCUAAAAUCAAAGCAGAUGAAGAAGACAUACCAUUCAUAGAAGGAGAGCUGAAAAUACAUGGGUCUGAUUUUGAGGUAAGGUCCAAAGAUGAAACUUUCAGUCUACCGUCUGUAGAGUUACCAAAAAUGUCUACUCCUAAAAUUCGAGCUCCAGAACUUGAGCUGGAUAUUAGCCUAAGCAAGGAAGGCGACAGAAAUGCUGAGAUAAGUAGCCCCGAAGGCAGACCAUCUGAGCUAAAAUUCAAAAUGCCAAAAAUUAAACUGCCCAAAUUUAGUGGUUCCACUGAUAUUGAUGAUGAACCUGCCAAAACAGAUGUCAAAACCUCCAAAACAGAGGAAAGUACAGAUUCUGGGAUUACAGGCUUCAAGCUGAAACUGCCUAAACUGCAUGUGGGUUCUCUCAGAGCAAAAGGAGGGGAUGAAGUGUCUGUUGAAAUGGAAGGUAAAAACAAAAUAAUCAAGAAAGGAGAUACAAAGGCUACAGAUUCCGAAGAUUCAGAAGAUAGUAAAGGGUUUAAAAUCAAGAUGCCUGCAUUUGGUAUUUCUAAGGAAAGCACAGCUGCUUGCACAGAAUCAUUGCACCCAGCACCAGAUGGAGCUGAAGUAAAGUUUAAAAUGCCUAAAGUCAAUAUUCCUGAUGUUGGAUUUUCAGGAGGUGAAGCAGGGGGCAAUGAAACAACCUUGGAAAAGGAAUCUAAAUCAACCACUGUUGAAAAUUUAGAAAUAGAUUUGGGUCUGAAGAUUCCAAAAAUAAAGAUGCCAUCUUUUGGCAUGUCAGGUCGAAAAGUAGAUGAUCACAUGAGUAUGUCCCUUGAAGAGGACAAACAAGCCAAUAAAUCUUUGUUUAAGGUGCCAGAUCUAGAAAUAUCCACAACGAUGAAAGCACAUGCAGAAUAUGACGUGGAUGGAUCACUGGAGCACAAUCUUUCUAAGGAGAAAGAAAUAAUUACUAAGAAAAAACUUAGUAAGAAAAUCAUUGACGAGUUGGCUGAAGAGGAUUCUGGGAAAAAAUACAAAGUAAAAUUGCCCAAAUUUGCGAUCAAUUUACCUAAAGCUGUUCAAGGUGAUAUUGAAAUUUCAGCACCUAGAUUAAAAUCAGAGGGCGAAGAGUCUGAAGAAAGUCUGAAAAGUUUAGAAAGUCAAAUAGAAAAAAAGGUCAAAAAAACGAUUUUCUCAGUGGGAAAAACCAAAGAGAAAAAUGUUGGUCUCCCUAUGCCAGAUGCAGGAGAAGGAGAUGGUCCAGAAAUGAAAAUGAAAAUGCCAAAAAUAAAGAUGAAGCCUUCUUUUGGAAUGUCACGAGGUAAAGCCAAAGGGAAUGAAGUAAAUGGAGAGUUUGAUGGUUCUGCAAAGGAAGAUACUGAUAUUAGCCAUGAUGGAACCACAAAGUCUUCAAAGCUAAAGUUUCCCAAGUUAGGAUUUUCUUCCAACAAAACAAACUCUGCUGACGUUCAUAUUAAUGGCCUGAAUGGUGAAACUGAUGCGACAGCACCAAAUGGAGCACAGGAUGGUAUGGUGAAAAUUGGAAAAAUAAAGUUACCAAAGGUUGAAUUUUCCUCACCUCAUAAAGUUAAGGAAACAGAUGGUGAAAUGAGCCUAAAGUUGGUCAAAGCAGAAGAGUCUGAUUCCAAAGAGGAGGGCAAAGAAAAUAUACUCACAACCAAAUUUAAAUCACCUAAAAUAACCUUUUCUGGGUUCAAAAAGAAAGACAAAGGGGAGGAACAUCAGCUCAGUUCUCACACAAGAACAGAAUUGGCAACAGUUGAAAAUAUUAAGGAAGGAGAAGGAAAAAACGGUAAAUCUAAAAUUUCACUGGGUUUCCUUUCAGGCAGAUCUAAAGGUGAAUACACAGUGGACAAUAGUGGAAUAGAGAAGGGAUCCGUGGGGGAGGCCAAAGAAAAAUCACUCAAGUACAACUUGCCUAAAUUAUCUCUGAGCUCCAAAGCAGGAACAGAGGUAGAAGUUACAACUGAAACUCAUGAAAUUGUUGAUGAAAGUUCUCAAGAAGGUCUAAAAAUCUCCCUACCAAAGGUGGCCUUUACUGCUCAAGAUGAAGAACAGACAGUAGAAGAAGAGGUGACUGGGGGAAUUCUGAAAAUUACAAAGAUAAAGCAAAUUAAGACAGAGACAGUGACAGAAAAAACUCUGACCUUAUGAACAAGUGUUAACAGGUCAGGACUUGAUAUAACAGUGUUGCAUUGUCACUGGCAGACAACAGAUAAUUUCUGCUCUAACAUAUUUUGUAUAAUUUUCCAGCAUUACCCAGUAGCAGGACUAAAAGCAAAUCCAAUUCUGUACAUGUAUGUGUUUCAGAGAGCUUCAACAAUUAAACAUGCUGGUCAGAAAAUACAUCAGAAUUAAAACACAGAGCAAAUGUUUUUGGAGACAAUAGUUCACCUGGGAAAUGCUAUCCAUGGCAAUACAUAUAGGUGUAAAAUGAAAUUGUAAUUCAUAUAUGUGAGUGAGUAUAUAUAUAUAUUUUCAUAUACAUACACACAAUUCGUAUUAAUAUUGAGGGCAAUGUCACUACUAAAGUACAAAAAUCAAUGAUGGCAACAAUCUCUGACCCUGAUUGUAGCCUGUGCAUAAACAUAACAGCAAAGGAACCAAAAGAGUUUCCGUAACAUAAGCCAACCCAUGAACUGUUCAUAUAGGCAAGGUUAAACUGUGGUACAAAGGGUUUCUAACAAAUUUUGCCUGGCUGUGUGCAUUUGUGCUGAUUUUAUAAUUCGAUUUGUUGCUUAUCUUUACGUACACUACAGUAUAUAUAAUUAUCUGUUAGGACUCAUUCCACUCCGUUGUUGUGCAUUGUUAUGUAUUUAAAUAUUGAAGUUAAAGGGGAACUAUCACGAAAAUGAAAAUGUUAUAUUAGCUUCAGCAUACUGA
Molecule: messenger RNA, 7738 nt
Organism: Xenopus laevis (African clawed frog)
Lineage: Eukaryota; Metazoa; Chordata; Amphibia; Anura; Pipidae
Gene: prx.S
Product: periaxin S homeolog
Exons: 7
Coding region: 299-7009 (2236 amino acids)
Biological process (GO): regulation of RNA splicing; peripheral nervous system myelin maintenance
Cellular component (GO): cytoplasm; nucleus; plasma membrane
Source: RefSeq, a predicted model, not a curated record